Botrytis byssoidea is the source of this 927-nucleotide messenger RNA. RefSeq lists its product as uncharacterized. The transcript is spliced from 4 exons. The record is from RefSeq and is a predicted model, not a curated record. Gene Ontology annotation, molecular function: inositol diphosphate tetrakisphosphate diphosphatase activity; phosphatase activity. Lineage: Eukaryota; Fungi; Ascomycota; Leotiomycetes; Helotiales; Sclerotiniaceae. Gene Ontology annotation, biological process: protein dephosphorylation. The coding region runs from base 1 to 927 and encodes 308 amino acids. Gene Ontology annotation, cellular component: cytoplasm.
AUGGCGGAUGAACUAGUCGCAAAAAUCUCCCGACGAUCAACAAGAGUUUUCGCUACAGAACAAGAAAUUAUGCAGCCAGGAAACGCAGGUGUCGCAGGUGUCGCAAUGGCCCCUCAUGAUGCCAGAUACAGCAGCAGUCAAGACGAGAAAGACAAGGAAAAGGACAAGAAGCACAGAGAGGCUAGAAGCUCAUCCCACCAAAGUCCUCUCCAAAGUGCCGAUGUUGGAAAGGAUCUUGGUAUAUUGUACCCUGCCAAAACCGAAACGAUUGCAACACAAGUAACCAAGUCAGUUGACACUACCAAAGCUUCAGCCAAGGAGAAGCAAAAGGAUAAAGAGAAGGAGAAGGAGAAACAUGAUCUUAACUUUGGUGUCAUUGCUCCAAAUGCAAUUUAUCGUAGCAGCUUCCCCCAACAAGAGGACUUUGAGUAUCUAGGAACUCUCGGUUUAAAAUCUAUCGUCACGCUCGUGAAGAAAGACUUCCCUCCCGAAUUUCUCGCAUUCAUGGAGGCUCAUGGCAUACGUCAUUAUGUCAUCGAAAUGCAAGGAACCAAAAAGGUCGACAUUCCCGAGCAUAUUAUGAACCAAAUCAUGAGAAUCUCUCUUGACAAGGAAAAUCAUCCAUUGUUAAUCCAUUGCAAUCAUGGCAAGCACCGCACUGGUUGUGCUGCUGCGAUUAUUCGUCACGUCUCUGGCUGGAGUGUUCAGUCGAUCGUUGAAGAAUACAAGACUUUCGCCUCAUCCAAGGCUCGUGAUGUUGAUAUCAAAUACAUCACUGAGUAUCAAGUCUCAAGUCUCAGUGGGCUCGAUCGUAAUCAGUCACUUCAACCAACUGGUCCCUGGUCCUUCAAGAAAGCUCGUCCUUUCGCUCUUGCGUUCUUGCUCAUCUGGAUCUACGUGAACUUGAUGAGAUUUUGGGAUCAUUAG